AAGACCUGGAGCGGGGUUCAGCUGGACAUGGCAGCCGCGCGGCCCGGCCUGGGACGCAUCGUCCCCGGAACAUCCAUCCUCUUCCUGUGCGACAUGCAGGAGAAGUUCCGCCACGCCUCGUUCUUCCCCCAGAUCGUGUCUGUGGCUGCCCGCAUGCUCAAGGUGGCCCAGCUCCUGGAUGUGCCAGUUGUGCUGACUGAGCAGUACCCACGAGGCCUGGGCCCCACAGUGCCCGAGCUGGGGGCCGGGGGUCUGCAGCCACGGUCCAAGACCUGCUUCAGCAUGGUGCCCGUGGUGCAGCAGGAGCUGGACGCGCGGCCCCAGCUGCGCUCUGUGCUCCUCUGUGGCUUGGAGACACAAGCCUGCAUCUUGCACACAGCCCUGGACCUCCUGGACCAAGGGCUGCAGGUCCACGUGGUGGUGGAUGCCUGCACCUCCCGCAGCCAGGUGGACCGGCUGGUGGCGCUGUCCCGGAUGCGCCAGAGCGGCGCCUUCCUCUCCACCAGCGAAGGGCUCAUCCUGCAGCUCGUCGGCGAUGCCGCCCACCCCCAGUUCAAGGAGAUCCAGAAGAUCAUCAAGGAGCCCGCCCCAGACAGCGGGCUGCUGGGCCUCUUCCAUGGCCAAAACCCCCUCUUCCGCUGAACUCCCUACCCUACCUUGAGGGGAGACCACCUUCUUGUCCCUGGGACCUUGGCAGAAGCGCUUCCCCCCCCCCAUUCUUGGAUCCCCAGAGUGGUGCAGUCCACCGGCGGUACCGCCCCCUCAGGAGGGGAUGUGGGUGCCGCUUUUCCAUUGGAUAGCAGCUCCCGGAAAUGCAAAUGAGACUCCUGGAAGCUGGGCGGGGGUUGGCUGAGCCGAGCUGGAGGUGGGGCUCGGCCCCCGGGCCACUUCAAGGGGUGGCAAGGGGAGGGGGAGGGAGUGUCACAGGCUGUGUGGGACCCGGUCUCAGAGAAUAAACAUUGAUGUGACUGUGGACU
This is a messenger RNA of Kogia breviceps (pygmy sperm whale), 977 nucleotides long. NCBI's taxonomy places the organism in Eukaryota, Metazoa, Chordata, Mammalia, Artiodactyla, Physeteridae. The record is from RefSeq and is a predicted model, not a curated record.